Lonchura striata (white-rumped munia) is the source of this 1007-nucleotide messenger RNA. Lineage: Eukaryota; Metazoa; Chordata; Aves; Passeriformes; Estrildidae. The record is from RefSeq and is a predicted model, not a curated record.
AUGGGGUGGAAUCCAUGGGGUGGAUCCGUGGGGUGGAUCCGUGGGAUCCGUGGGCGAUCCGUGCCGGAUGAGACCCCCCGGCCGUUCCCAGGCCAGGUGCAGAGCCGGGAGUGCAUAGAGGAGGUCAUCAAGUUCGCCUUCGAGGAGAAGCUGUUCCUCAUGGCCGACGAGGUGUACCAGGACAACGUCUACGCCGAGGGCUCGGCCUUCCACUCCUUCAAGAAGGUCCUGAUGGAGAUGGGGCCGCCCUACUCGGACUCGGUGGAGUUGGCCUCCUUCCACUCCAUCUCCAAGGGAUUCAUGGGAGAGUGCGGGCUGCGGGGCGGCUACAUGGAGGUGGUGAACCUGCACCCCGAGGUGAAGGCGCAGCUGACCAAGAUGGUGUCGGUGCGGCUCUGCCCGCCCGUGCCGGGACAGCUGCUCCUGGACGCCGUCAUGGACCCGCCCAAGCCCGGAGAGCCGUCCUACGAGCGCUUCCAGGCGGAGAAGGAGGCGGUGCUGGGCGCGCUGGCGGAGAAGGCGCGGCUGACGCAGGAGAUGCUGAACCGCACGCCCGGCAUGCGCUGCAACCCCGUGCAGGGCGCCAUGUACGCCUUCCCCCGCAUCGAGAUCCCGGCGCGCGCCCUCGACGCCGCCAAGGAGAAGAAGCAGGCCCCGGACAUGUUCUUCUGCAUGCGGCUCCUGGAGGAGACCGGGAUCUGCGUGGUGCCGGGCAGCGGCUUCGGCCAGAAGGAGGGCACCUACCACUUCCGCAUGACCAUCCUGCCGCCCACGGAGAAGCUGAAGCUGCUCCUGGAGAAGCUCGGCCAAUUCUACACCAAAUUCGUCCAGGAGUUCUCCUGAUUUGCAUAACCACGCCCCCUCAUUUGCAUAACACCGCCCUCCUCAUUUGCAUGGCCACGCCUCCCCCCAAACAUCCCGCCAGGAAUUUUUGGGGUUUUUUUGGGAAUUUCGGGGCUGGAUCCCCCCAAUCCCAAAACGUUCCCGAAUAAAGGCGGCGACCAGAG